Molecule: messenger RNA, 6955 nt
Organism: Cyclopterus lumpus (lumpfish)
Lineage: Eukaryota; Metazoa; Chordata; Actinopteri; Perciformes; Cyclopteridae
Gene: cnot6a
Product: CCR4-NOT transcription complex, subunit 6a
Exons: 12
Coding region: 695-2425 (576 amino acids)
Biological process (GO): nuclear-transcribed mRNA poly(A) tail shortening
Cellular component (GO): CCR4-NOT complex; nucleus; cytoplasm
Molecular function (GO): protein binding; poly(A)-specific ribonuclease activity
Source: RefSeq, a predicted model, not a curated record
AGAAAACAAAAGAGAACACGCAGUCGUCCUCGCGAUUUGGUAUGCUCUUGCAGGUAUAAAAAUAGGAAUCACUGCGAUCGCUGCGACGUGAACGGCUUUCUGGCAUUUCACUGCAAUCUUGUUUAGAUGUUUAAAGGGACGUGGUCGGUUUUUAAAAGUAGGACUUAUCCGGAUAGGAAGUCGCUCAGCUUCGAGUAAUUGAAAUAUGUUAGCUUUUAGCUAACAAGCUACCUCACGCUAAGCUAAAAAAGCUCAUAUUUGACUAAAACCCCGCAUUGUGUGUCGCUGUGAGCUGGUUUGCUCCCAGUUUACAACAUAGUGGCCCAUUCUUGCCCCUGGAGGCGAGCUAGCGGCAGUUAACUAACGUGCUGCUUCGUGGCCUAGCGUUAAUGCGCAAGUCAGUGCUUUGCUAUUAUGUAAACAGCAAUUGUGCAGUAUCUUUUAAUAUACUGGUCCAUAUUUUUUAGCUAACAUACUUGCACAUGGCGGUAAAGUCAGUUAACUAAUUGCACAAUAUCACUAACCUCGCGUGUUCAUUUACCUUCUUGCUAGUUAGCGAGCGAGCUAGCUGUAGCUAUUUACCGUUUGUUAUGUGUAGUUUGAUAGCUAACGUUACCUAUUUAGGUUAAGCUAGGCUAAUGAGUGAGCGACAACGAGAGGAACAUCGUCUAAUUUUAGCUAGAGUGUUAUAGGAAUGCCCAAGGAAAAAUAUGACCCGCCGGAUCCCAGGCGGAUGUACACAAUUAUGUCAACCGAGGAGUCAACCAACGGGAAAAAGUCAUACUGGGCUGAGCUGGAAAUCAGCGGCCGUGUAAGGAGUCUCAGCACAGCGCUGUGGUCUCUGACCCAUCUUACUGCCCUGCACAUUAGUGAUAACUCACUGUCACGCAUCCCGCCAGACAUUGCCAAACUACACAACCUGGUGUACCUGGAUCUCUCAUCCAAUAAGAUCAGGAGCCUGCCGUCAGAGCUCGGCAACAUGGUAUCUCUCAGGGAACUGCUUUUAAAUAACAACCAGUUGCGAGUUCUGCCAUUUGAAUUGGGGAAACUGUUUCAGUUACAAACACUGGGGUUGAAAGGAAACCCACUUGCACAAGAAAUUAUGAGCCUCUACCAGGAACCUGAUGGCACGCGGAGACUGCUCAACUACUUGUUAGACAAUCUGGCUGGGGCUAUCAAGCGCAGUGAGUCCAUCCUCUGUGGCAGUUCUGAGACCGGACCAGGAAUAGCAUAUUUCCCAACAGAGCUGCCCCCAGCCCGGUCAUGGAUCUCACUCCAGGAACCAGACCGAACACGGGCCUCAGCACUGUUCUCUGUGAUGUGCUACAAUGUGCUGUGUGAUAAGUAUGCCACACGUCAGCUAUAUGGCUACUGCCCCUCUUGGGCUCUUAACUGGGAGUACAGGAAGAAAUCCAUCAUGCAGGAGAUAAUGGGCUGCAAUGCAGACAUUAUCAGUUUGCAGGAAGUUGAGACAGAGCAGUACUACAAUUACUUCUUGCCUGAGCUGAAGGAGCAGGGGUACGAGGGGUUCUUCAGUCCAAAGUCACGCGCCAGGACUAUGUCAGAGUCGGACCGUAAACACGUGGAUGGUUGUGCGAUUUUCUACAAAACGGAAAAAUUCAGCGCAGUGCAGAAGCACACAGUGGAGUUCAACCAGCUGGCCAUGGCUAACUCCGAGGGCUCAGAGGCUAUGCUGAACAGGGUGAUGACCAAGGACAACAUCGGUGUAGCUACGCUUCUUGAGGUCCGCAAAGAGAUGAUGGAGGCCUCCUCUGGAAAGUCACUCCAUGGCAUGGAGAAGCAGCUGCUGCUGGUGGCCAAUGCCCACAUGCACUGGGACCCAGAGUACUCUGACGUCAAGCUGGUCCAGACCAUGAUGUUCCUGUCAGAGGUGAAGAACAUCGUCGACAAGGCCACACGCAGCCUCAAGUUGUCCUCUGUCUCUGGUGAGAUCAAUGCCAUUCCACUGGUGCUGUGCGCUGACCUCAACUCUUUGCCUGACUCUGGUGUAGUGGAGUACCUAAGUACUGGUGGGGUGGACUGCACCCACAAGGACUUCAAGGAGCUUCGUUAUAGCGACAGCCUGACCAAAUUCAACUGCAAUGGCAAGAGCAGCACGUCCAACGGCAGGAUCACCCACGGCUUCAAGCUGAAGACCGCUUAUGAGAACGGCCUGAUGCCUUACACCAACUACACCUUCGACUUCAAGGGUGUCAUCGACUAUAUUUUCUACUCCAAGCCUCACCUGAACGUGCUGGGUAUCUUGGGCCCCCUGGACCCCCACUGGCUCGUAGAGAACAAUGUCAGCGGCUGCCCACAUCCCCACAUCCCCUCCGACCACUUCUCCCUCUUCGGCCAGCUGGAGCUUCUCCUGCCCAAUUUGCCCCCCCAGGUCAAUGGGCUCCAUCUGCCUGCACGCAGGUAGUGAGUCCCUGCCACAUCACCAGGGGGAGCUGCAACCACAGCCUCUCCUAUUCAGACCCUCCUCCCUCCCACUACCAGCUCUUCCCUCCACCAUACCGGAGGAGGAAGACAAAUACACAACCUGUAAAAUAUUCGUACAGUGAGUUCUGGCCGACAGGGAUUUCGUAUAAUGUUAUAGAUAAUCUAUAUUUUUCUUUCUCCGUUUUUCUUUUUUGUUGUUUUUUUAACUGCUUGAUUCAGUCCUGUUCGUGUAUCAUAUUUUGUGUUUUGGACUCCCUCUCCUCCUCAAAUCCACCUACCUACCCACCCACUUUUCACAGUCUUUCAAACUAUAGGGGAUGGUAGCUCAUUCAGAUUUGUUACACGGGGCACCGUUUGGUUUUAGAGCAAGGGGAAACUGAGAAGUGGCUGAGGGGACGACAUUCACCUGAAAAGCUCACUAGCUGAUGGUCUGCCUGUCUGUCCUGUAUAAAUCUGAAACCAGCAACGGCAGCAGACUUGUCAGUCUCGGACCUCCAUCAUUGGCUUGUGCUUGUAUUCCUCCUGCACUCUGGGCAGCCAGCAUACCUUCUCAGUCUCUUUUAGGAUUUACUCAUUAGUUGGAUGUUGUUGGGUCGGCUCAGCCUUUUAGCUGGUAGUUCAGUAGCCCCGCAGAUGGAUGUAUGAGGUGAGAUUUCCUGCUGUCGUUCUGUGGUGCUGAGGCCUUUUGUGUGGUCACGGCCUCCCCGUGGUGCUACAAGAUAGUCUACACCUCUGACCCGGCCCUGGUGCAUUAGCUACCAAUCCCACAGAUGCCUCGAGAAUCAGAUGUCCCGAAAACUACAUUUGCCCUGUGUCACUUGGGCUGCAUGCAGUUUUAAUUUGUGAAAGAAGGAUGUGGUGAUAAACUGAGGGCAGCUACCAUCUUGUUUGCAGACUGUUUAACCCCAGCUUGUAUAGUUGUGAGGCUAGGCCUGUGCUUAGGCGCUUAUGUGGCCCACGUACCCCCAUUUUUGGUCAAGGGAUUUAGGCUGAUGGGCAAAGCGAUAAGGGGCUUUCACAAAUCUUUUCUUUGUCUCGAUUGCUUUUAGGCGGAGAGAGUGUGUAAUGGCUAAUACACAGGAGUAAAAACCAGCAUUCCUCUCACUGUCUGGAGUUGCCAUUCAACUCCACACAUGCAAGCUUACAGACACACUUGCAAACACACAACUCAACACACAACACAGGUAAUUUGCAGGCAGAUCUGUAGCACUGUCUCUGAGGCCAGUAGUGACUUUCCCCAGCCAUAAAUUCCAUACACGAAAGCCGUGGUUUUUUCCACAAGUGUUUGUACAGAAUAGAAAUCUAGACUCAGUCUUUACAUGAUUGUAUAUGAACCACAAAAGACCUGUUUUCUGGCGUUUUUUUGUACUAAGAGUAAAUUAUGAUCAGAUUUGAAAAAAAGAUUGUAUUGUAAACUAUGGCUAAAUUUUUAUCCAGUUAAUGUUGAGAUGAAUUGAUAUUACCAGCUUGUACAAAAGACGUAAGAAGAGGUUGUUCAAGGCGUUCACUGUCACAACUUUGCACUCCCUAGCUAUUAUUAACUGUAAUUAAUGCAUCGAUAUUGUUUCUUUUUCUUUUCUUUUUCCUGACCCCCUGCUGUUGAUUUAAUAUGCCGGCCUAUUGCUGCAAUUGUAAAUAGACCACAGAGUAGUCUGCCUGUUGCUUCUUGCCCAUUAACAAAGCCAUUGAUCCACACUGCUGCCAUCAGUUCAGACAAAAAGACACGCAAGGACGAGUCACAGCCCACCAGUGACUCCACAUCUGUUCAUCUCUAUAUCUCACACACUCCCACUAGUGACGUGUGACUGAUACAACUUAUAUUAAUCCCACAUGUACAAGAAAACAUCGUGCCUCACUGUAGCAGUUGUCGUUGUCUUGCACUAUUUACAUUUGACGAACGCCUGAACAACCUUUUCUCCUUUUAUUUUUAAAUACUGUUGAGACAUUUGUGAAGAUUUUAUGUCCUUUUAUUGUUUUUGUUAAUUGUUUUCCUUUUUUAUGAGCUGUGACAAUGUUAUGAUGAUGUUUAUAUUCUUCCUAUUCAUUGAGCUCUCUAGUAAUCAGGUAUGCUUUCUCCACCCACCCCUUUCUCCCUUACGGAACACGAGUAGGAUGUGUAAUCUUUGUUAGAUCCACUCUGAUUGUUUGCUCCCUCUUUGUACCUUAGCACAGCUCCGUGCCCAGAACCCCAGAAUAUUGAGUCCUUUGCUCCUUCCAUGGCCAUGAAUUCUAAAUCUCCUAUACCUGUCCAUCACCCUAUACCCGCCCCUCAACUGCCCAACCUCAGACCUCCCCUCCCCCAUAUUACUCAAGCUGUGUCUUUUUAAAACCCUUUGCUCAACCACUCUGUAUAGUUCUCUUACCCUCGUCACUGCAGCUAUAGUGCCAUCUGUGGACCCCCUACCUCUGCAUUGGAAAAGGUGGAUGCCCACUUUGCUCUGCUUUUUGGAGGGAUGAGGGGCAGUGAGCUCACACAAUUUCUCUCUGAAAGCCAGGCCGGCAUGUUGCGUUGAAUAACAUUUGUGACGUCUCAACAAACCAAAUUUAUUCAACAGACAUGCUUUUUACACAAAAUACACCGGAUGAGGAGCACUUAAUAGAAUAAGAUGUAGCUCCCCUCACUCUCUGGUCCAUCAUAUUGGCAAAUAGUUUGAAUUUACUUUAAUGUGUAUGUUGAAAUUAAAAAUUUUAAAGCAAGAGGGAAGCAAGUAAAUAGGAAGUAUACGUUUAGUCCUCAGAUCAAGGUUUCUUGUCCCAUUUGUUUCCCCCUUACAUGUUUGUCUUUUAACUUUUUUCAAUGGAAACCAAUGUGUCCAGUUUGUUUUUUUCCUGAAUGGCAUUAGUAUUGUAGUAGAUUUAAAGGCUAGCUUUUUUUGUAAAGUGUGAAUAAAAGAUGUAUCUCAUGUUUCCUUUCUAAAAAGAUAAUGAAUUGUGUUUUGGUGUGUAAAUCAUGAAUUCUAAGAUAGUGUUAUGUUUGCUACAUUGUUUUUACUUGUACUCAAUAUAUAUAUAUAUAUUGUCCCCAAAAUAAUAUUUGCAUCACAAACCAAAUCCUCAGUAGAAAUGAUGAUGAGACAUUGUCUUGAUUAGAGGAGUUGAAUGAUGCUGAUAUCGCUUCCUAGAAUGAAGGAUUGAGGGCUCAUCAGAGGAAAAGUACCUGCGUCAUCAGUAUUGGUCAAAACGUUCAGCACAGGGAUAUUCAUUAGGAUUUAUUUUUUAUCUUUGGAUUUUGCAACGCACUAGCUGGAGAGUGCUAGUGCCUUAUGUUAGGACAGCGGUACUAGAAGCGGACUGGUUUGAACUGGGUUUGGGACUCUGCUAAUGGAGCGCAACUGGUCCUGUGAUGACUUGAGUACUACUAGUCCAUGUCACUCUGUCCUUGUGCGUCACAUGUUACACUAGCUAGCUACUAUUGACAGUCACUGAUGUGGCUCUUGCGUCUUUUUGGUUGUUGAUUGCCCCCCCCUCCCCCACACAACCCUUUGUGUCGCCUGACGUCUGACUGAAAAUCUUGCGACUCGCAUAGCUGAGUUAAAAGUCACUCUAAGCUCCGUCGAGCGAUCACAUUGUUAGCUUUGUAGUCUCCACUGUUGCAUUGUGUUUACUAGUUGGCUUGUUUAGGUGUAGAGUAAUUUCCCAGGCUGCAUCUCUUUGUAAUGGUGCGCACCAAAGCUGCUUGUAGUCCAGUUCUCUGUUGUAGAGUGUUCUUUCUCCAACCACUCACAUUUUUGUUUUGUUUUAAUCCGAAUCAUAGUCGUCAUGUAAUGUAGGGCUGUAAGGAAAUCAAGGUAUUUUAGUUUGUCCUUGAAUCACAAGAACAAGUUGCAUCCAUAUUUAUACUCUGGUUGGGAUUUGGUUUGUCAAAACAAUAGCUGAAGGCAUCAUUUUUCAAAACAACAUGGCAAUAAUACCCAGAAAGAUUCAGACCCAUACAGAAUGGGCUUUUAAACAUUUCAUCUGGAUAUGUAGCCAUUUCUUUUUUCAAACUGGUGGUGUUUUUGUUUUUGUUUUUGCUUCCAAUCUCGUCUUCAACCUGCUCGACCGGAUUACCUGAACACCUUUCUUUCACUCUUGUAUCAUCCAUCUUGUAUAUUUGCUCCUCUCCUCCCUGCCGAUCUCGUAGUAGUUGUUGAAUGAUCAGGAUUGUCUAUCUGUAGUCAGCUGAGUACAUAUAUUGAUCUGUGUCACUGUGUUUAUGCACUGGACCAACUAUUGUUUACCAUUCAUGAAAUGCCAGCAAAAGAAUAAUGACAAAACACUUGCACAACAUUGUAGAAUGUCCAUUAAUCCAGAUGAAAAAUCAAGGCAGCUGUUUUCAAAUCCACACACUGUUUUAAAAAGAAACUGAAUGGUAAACAAUGCUUUCUGUUGUACCCCUUAGCCGUCCUCUUGAUUCUCUUCGGACUAGUUUUUGUUUUUUCUGUUUGACUACAGGUUCUGCUUGUUUCCUUUACACCUACCUAUGUAUUUUCCUACUUCUGGUUGAAAAUAAAUUCUAUAUUAUCCGUUU